AUGUCUACCUUCAUUGACAACUCUGCGCAUUUCACAGCGAACCCUUUGAGCAAAAUUAUUAUAUCAUUUAAAGGUGUUUGCGCUAUUUGCAAUUUCGACUAUUCGCCACGUAAACUUGAUGAAAAUGAUGACCUACAAAGUUUACAAGUACCUCUGGAGAGUCUGAUGAUUUCUCUUUCUUAUUAUGCUCUAAAUAACUCCGUACCAUCAUCAACAAAUGCAGACAUGGAUAUCCGCCUUAGUUCUAUUCAGAAACGACUAGCUUUACAUAGUUUUCAAUUGACUUCUUUCAUUCCAUUAAUCAAUUCCAUAACAUCAAAUGCUACAGACAUCGAAGUAUGGAAUGAAGUGAUCGAACUUGUCGACACCCACGAGCCAAUGCAAUCGCCGGAGACCAAUCUUCCUUCUGCCAAGCAAGGUGGUGCGCGUCACAGGCGGUGUACGGCCCCAUACGAAGGUGCCGACUGGAUCACGGAAACGUUGAAAGAAGCGCGUCGUACUGAGCUGGCCGGUACUAUUUUCGAAAAUGUCGGCGGAUUUUACGAAAAGUAUUUUGUGGGAAAGACCUGGGCCGGCCAGUGUAAGGAAAUCGCCAAGCGCUAUGAGAAUAGGCCAGAUAAAUCGACGUUCAAGUUUCCCAAGGAUCCCACAGAGAAGAAUGUCUGGCAAUGGAUAAAGGAAGUCCAAGCUGAGUUCAUCGAGCCAUACAAGCCCGAUGAGUCAGGUGAAAGUAAGGACAACUUCCCCCUGCGAGCCGAUACAUUUCAUACGACUGGACCCAAGCAGAUCAAAGGAGGACUAGCCAUUCGAAAGAUUGAUAUCUUCAUCAAGAGUCGAGAAAAAGCUGCAAAGGCCCUUGAUUGGCGAGAUGUUCUUGUUUUGGGAGAGCUGACUGAGCUUUCUUCUGCACACUGGGUCGACAAGUUUCUCCAGCUCUCGGUCUACAUGCGGGAGAUAUUUUCGGCACAGCCAUUGCGGCAAUUUGCGCACGGGUUUCUCAUGUUCGGGACGCAAUUGCAGCUGUGGAUCUCGUGGAGAGCAGUCGGGCGACUGUCAGAAGUUGAACUUUUGAUGAGAGCACGCAACGUGAGGGGAGUGGCAACACUAAUUGGGUCACGGAAUCACGUCAAGAUUAGCGACCUUCGAAGCUGGCUCAAUUUUACGGAAGAAAUGAACAGAGAUAUCCAUCCCCUGGAGAUGAAGAUGACAACGGCUGGUAACUCUCUACAAUCAGGAUCGUUUAAUCCGGAUGGAAACGUCGAGUUAAGCAAGGGUGUCAAACGUGAUAGCGAGUCGGUUGCCGGUGGGGCCAACAAAAAAUUGCGGAGAAGCGAAAGAUCGUGUGUCUUGAGUAUUUCGAGGCAAGCUCUUCUCAAUGCUUCAAAGGCGCGUGUACGCAAAAAUGGCAAGUCGACUGGCUCGCGAAAGAAACCUGUGUCGAAAACCGUUCCCAAUCCUGCAACAACCAACACCAAUGCCGUGACCCAAGAUGUGACUCCAGAAACCCCUUCAGUUCCAAUAAACUUGGCUGCCGAAAGUAGCUACAGUGUCGCCGAGGGAUCGAACUCGUCUUUAGGUAAACGGCCCAGGAAUGCAGAUGAGACUGAUGUCGAAGUCCAGACGGUAUCGGAGCCUAAUCUGAAGAGAUUCUGCAUUUCGAGAAAUGUUGGGGAGUCUUUGUCGGAAGCCGUAGCUAAACCUGUGUCCAAUCAGAUUACUAACGAUCCAAGUGCUCCAGCUGAACAGGCCGUUGAUAAUGCCGAAUCGGUUCCUGCAGUCAGUAAUGCAGAUGUCAUCAUGGCAGACGACUCAACGGUUUAUCGGAAUCGUUGGGAAACAGUCAUUGCCGCCAAACCCUUCGGUCGAGCCAUUGACGAGAAGACAACAGCUGUGGAACUGAUCUGCGGCCUACGAGAUGCGAUUAAGGGUCAUCAAUCAUUGUAUAUGGAGACUAAGAUAUUGCACCGCGAUAUUUCGAUGAACAAUAUCAUACUCACCGAUCCGAAACGCAAUGAUGGAUGUCAUGGGGUGUUGAUAGACUUGGACUUGGCAAUAUCGCUAACGGAUGACGACUGUUCCGAAAGCUCGAAAACGUUAACUGGCACAAUGGAGUUUAUGGCUAUCGGGCUCUUGAAGGAAUAUACUUAUCCAUCGAAUGGCAAGUUUACCCAUACUUAUCGACACGACCUGGAGUCUUUCUUUUUUGUACUCAUUUCAGCAUGCAUACGUUUCGGGUGGGGUAAGAAUGAGUCACCUCAUAUUGAAACAAUAAGGAAAUGGUAUAAGGGCUUUGAGGACACACUUCUGAAAGCAUUCUCGUCUAAAUUUGAGUGCUUGAAAGACCUAGCGACAACUUUGCGGAAGAUUUUGUUUGAGAGACAGAAAACUAUAUGGAUAGCAACAGACCCUCGUCCAUUAAAUCUCUAUAACUCGAUACUGAAGGCUUUCGACGAUGAAAUUGUCAAAAUGAAAUGUAAGUCAUGA
This is a messenger RNA of Blumeria graminis f. sp. triticale, 2484 nucleotides long. The record is from the annotation of a GenBank genome assembly. Lineage: Eukaryota; Fungi; Ascomycota; Leotiomycetes; Helotiales; Erysiphaceae.